Molecule: messenger RNA, 3417 nt
Organism: Leguminivora glycinivorella
Lineage: Eukaryota; Metazoa; Arthropoda; Insecta; Lepidoptera; Tortricidae
Product: zinc finger protein 431-like
Exons: 4
Coding region: 83-2737 (884 amino acids)
Source: RefSeq, a predicted model, not a curated record
GGAGUUAUGCGAUGAAUACAACAGGUCACCAGUUUUUGCCAGUGUAAAUAUUGACACAAAAAAUACCUAUGUACAUGUAAAAAUGGAGAUUGGAGAGGAGCAUUUAAAAAAGGAACCCAAUAAAGGUUUUCUAGAUGACAUUAAAAAGGAAUUCAGUGUAGAAGAAGUCUUUAAUGAUCGGCGAAUUGGGGAUGGAAUAGUGAAAGCAAAAAAUGUCGAAGUAUUUCAAAAUCAGCCCACAGUAAUCGAGGAUGCAGUAGAGAAUAUUAAAAAGGAGUUUAAUUUAAAGGAAGUUCUCAGUGAUAAAUCAAAAGAAGACAUAGUAACAGAUAAGGAAAAAUGUCCAAAUCAGGAGCACAUGACAGUAAAAGAAGUUAUAGAGAAUAUGAAAAAAAAUAAUGAUGUAAAUGCUAUGACCAAUGAUAGAUCAAAGGAAGAGAAUAUAGAGGUGAUGGAAGAUGAAGAAAAAGGGCCAAUUAAAGAGAUCAAUUCAGUCAAAGAAAUAAUAGAUAAUGUGAAAAACGAGCAUGAGAAUAUGAUCAAUAAACGUUUAACACAGAAAGAUGAGCAAAGACCAGAUGAAAGGCAUGUAGCAGUCAAAGAUUUAGUAGAGAAUAUUAAAAAGGAAGUGCUUGGUGAUAUUCCAAAGAAUAUAGAGGCAGAAGCUAUGUGUUUAAAUGAGGAAGAAGCAGUAAAAGAUAUAAAAGUGGAGAAUAGUGAAAUGGACGUACUCAACGACAAUCUAAAGGAUUUAGGAAAUGAAAAAUAUGUUAAAGAUGGGGCAGAGUCAGGUGAUCUGUAUGAAGAUGUGCUCCGAGCUUUGAUGGACUCGAGUUUGGUGAAGGAUGAGGUUGAGCCGGAAUCCGUGCUGCAGGCUAUGAUGGUGUCUGCUGUUCAAGAUUGCUGCAACAGGGCCUGCUCGGUCCGCCUGGAGCGGCUCGUGGUGAACGCGAGACAGCGCACCUGCCGCGUCGGCCGCCGCCACUACAAGCUCGGCCCUCUCUCCACCGGAUACCACCUCCGGCGCUCCCGAACAAACCCCCGCACAAACACUUCCGAACGACUUAACAGUGCUGUAGAGAAGUAUCAGUGCAACGACUGUGGCAAAAGUUUCAAAACUAAAAACGUUUUAAGCAAACAUAUACACACUCAUUCUCGACACGUUCGUAAUUCAAAUGGUAAAUUUGUCUGUGAUUUCUGCGGUACCACAUUUGAUAAUAAAGUAGACGUUGUAAAGCACGAGAAAAAACAUGGAGUUAUCACUUUCAUGUGUUCAGAAUGCGAGUUUACAACAGAGAACAAGAAAACUUUACAAGCACAUGUCAACAGUCAUUCUGUUAAUAGCGUUUUUUAUUGUAAGCAAUGUAGCUACAAAAGUCCUAGUAUAACUGCUUUACAAAUACAUAAAGCAAUACACAGGAGUGAGAGACCUUACGCAUGCGGCCAAUGCGAUUUCAGAACUAAAACGGAACGUGCUAUUCAAAUUCACCAGCUCGUGCACGCGACAGAGAAACAAUAUAGCUGCGACAUGUGCAGUUACAAAAGUAAAAGAAAAGGAGACUUGCGAACUCACAGUGCUGUGCAUACCGGCGAGAAACGAUUUGAAUGUCAUGACUGCGGGUACAAAUGUUAUGCAAAAGGUGACUUAAGUAAACAUAUUGUAAUCCACACUGGACAGAAGCCCUAUGGAUGUACUCAAUGCGACUAUAAAUUUAGUCGCAUGUCGUCUUUACGAGUUCACCAAUUGACACACUCUGGAGAUAAACCUUUUGCGUGUAAAACAUGUAACUAUAAGGGUAAAAGAAAAAUAGACGUGAUUAAUCACGAAUUGAUACACUUAACUGAAAAUCCCUUCAAAUGCAGUCACUGUGCUUUCACGUGCAAGCAGAAAUGGCAAUUAAAAAAACAUGAGAUGAAACACACCGGUGAGAAAACAUUCAAAUGUAGCCGUUGUAGCUACAGAGGUUAUGGGGAAAAUGACUUAAAAGUUCACGAGAGAAAACAUGUAAAUGGAGACGUAAAGAGUAUAAAGACUUUUAAAUGUACCUACUGCGAUUACACGACAGCUGUUAAAAAGACCUUACAAGUUCACGAAAUGAGGCACACCGGUGAAAAACCAUUUAAAUGCAACAAUUGCGACUAUAAAUGCAGCACGAAAGGCGGCAUGAGAGAACAUCAGAAAGUACAUACAGAUAAAAUAUCCUUCAAGUGUACUCAUUGUCCUUAUACUUGCAAAUGGCAAAGAACCUUGAAACACCACAUGAUGACCCACACGGGUAACGAAACUUAUAAAUGCCAAUUUUGUGGUUAUAAAGCUUCUGUGCGUAUAGAUAUGGAUAGGCAUCAGCUGAUUCACACAGGAGAGAAACCGUUUCAGUGUAGUUACUGCGCGUUCCGGUGCACGCGCGAGACUCACUUGAAGAGUCACGAGAUGAUACACACGGGGGAAAAGCCUUAUCAGUGUGUACUGUGCGAAUUCAGGUGCCGACACCUAUCAGGUCUCAAACGUCACAUCCUACUACACACUGGGGAAAAACCCUUCCGCUGCGAAGAGUGUGGGCACAAGACUCGCCAGAAAGUAGAUUUGUUAAGGCAUGUGAGGAAACACCAUGGAGAGGGGUUGUAUGAGUGUGGCGUGUGUGGGUAUAAGGGGACAACGGAAGCAGAUGUUAAUGUUCAUAUGAAGACACACAACACGUAUGAAGUUGAAACACACGAAACGCUUACAGAGAGAUGAUUCAUAUGAUAUGGAAGUCGAUCCAUUAGAAGACAAUAAGAUCUGAGUGCACGCUCAUAUUGGUCGUGCAGCAAAAUCAUUAUGUCAACAUUAGAGAUGGGCCGAAUACGAAUAUUCGGCCGACCAUUCGGUUCAGCUGUUACCGAACCGAUCAUUCGGUUGAGCCUUAUUUUAAAUCCUGGCUUAGAGUUAAAAACCUUUCAAUUAUUGCUAAUGAGCACACAUUUUUCUUAAUUUAGUGCAUAAGAAAAUUUUGGUUUUUGUUUCUUAAAAUAAGUUGUUUUUACUUUUUUUACAAAAUUAUUGUAUUUUAUAUUUUAACGCAUUUUGAACUCCCUUUGGUAGUUCCUUAGAAUGCUGAAAUAGGGUGUCAUUAUCCGAUGAAUUACGAAACAACUUACGCUAUUUAUUAGUUUGUUUAUUCGGCAAUGUAAGCGAAGUAUUCGGCCGAAUACGAACAUUGAAAACCUUGCCGAAUACCGAAUAUUCGGCCCAUCUCUCAAGAUUAUCUGUUUUUAAGUUUACAUGCACAGUAAAAACAUACACGAAUGGCUGGUGCAUGCUUAACCCUUAAAUGCAUAGUGAUGUAUAUAUACAUCAUGCGUUUUUGACUUUAAUGACAGCAUGUCAAAAUUCAAAUUUGAAUAAAUCUUUGUCAAGGUCAUGCAUCUAAGGGUUAA